CUGCAACGCAAUUUAGAUUGUUGUCUCAUUACAGAAAGCUGGUCACACGUAAUUCACGACGCGGUCUUGAGUUUUGACUCCUCUCAUGAGGUCCACAAAUGCAAUCGUGGUGGGGAAAGGACUGGAGGCGGAGUACUGGCGCUUAUCCGGAAAGCAAUCUCCCACAAGCUUAUCAUCAAAAAAGAUUUCCAUGGUUUCAUCCAAACUAUAAUCAUCCAGAUACGAACUCAGGCAAGCAAGAUUCUGCUAGUUCUUACAUAUCGAAGUCCCUCAUGUUCCCUGCUAGCUUUUUCCCAAUUCAUUGACUUCCUUCACAAUUCGCGACCAAAUAAUAAUAGAGACUUCAACUUCCCUCUUAUUGACUGGGAUAACAUGACACACAGAGGGAACACCUCGACGCAAUCUUCGACAGCGUUUCUCGAGUUCGCUAAGUCGUUUGAUUUGAGACAAAUUGUGAGGGAACCUACACAUGGACUCAACAUUUUAGACAUUAUACUGGUCUCCAGUCCUACCCCCGUCACAAAGCAUCGUGUACUAGAACCCUUCAGCACUGCAGAUCACAACUCUAUUGAAUUUGAAGUCUCAUAUUGUGCUCAAGUUAGUUCUGAAAAGAGCAGAUGGUAUCGUAAUUUCCUGAAAGGUGACUACGAAGCCGUGAUCUCAGCCUUAUGUCAAAUUGAUUGGGUUGCUAUCAACAACACAUCUGCAACAAUAGAUAUCUUUUACUCCAAGUUCGUUAGCAUUUGUAAUCAGCUGAUUGAGAAAUACAUUCCCCUAACACGUCAUGCUAGGCAUCAAGAGAAAUAUCCAAAACGGGUACAUUUUUUGAGAGCAAGAAUUAGGUAUCUUUAUCGGAGGGUUUCUUCGGUGUAUGACACCCAAUACCGUGUUUGUGUGCAGCGGCUUAAGCGUACUCUUGCACGUCAUCAGAUAGCAACUGAGAAAAAGAUAGCAGCGACUAAGAAUUCUAAGCGUUUUUACUCCUAUUGCAAGAAAAAACUCAAGCUCAUGGAUUCCAUUCCUAAUUUGGUCUCUCAAGAAGGAGUCAUUGUUGAAGAUGAUGCCACCAAAGCAAACUUGUUUGCUGAUUAUUUCAACCGCGAUACCGGUGCUUGCCUCCCUCCUCUAACUGACGACUGCUUGGACUGGAUAGACAUAUCGAAUGAUCUAGUUUACAAUUCACUUCGAAGGCUUCCCAGCAGAGUGUCAACGUCACCGGACAAUAUUCCUUACAUUUUCUUGAAGAAGGCUGCCUUGGGGCUCACGUCUCCACUCACGGUAAUGUUUAACAGGCUCUUGCUAUGCGGGAAGGUUCCAAAACUAUGGUACAGGCCGAUAUGUCUAACCAGCUCAAUCAGCAAGGUUAUGGAGCGCAUCAUAUGUCGUAAGUUAACAGCCUACCUCGUGAGCGAAACCUGCUGCACCCGAGUCAAGACGGAUUCCUCA
Cooperia oncophora is the source of this 1446-nucleotide messenger RNA. Lineage: Eukaryota; Metazoa; Nematoda; Chromadorea; Rhabditida; Trichostrongylidae. The record is from the annotation of a GenBank genome assembly.